This is a messenger RNA of Heterotrigona itama, 1557 nucleotides long. The record is from the annotation of a GenBank genome assembly. NCBI's taxonomy places the organism in Eukaryota, Metazoa, Arthropoda, Insecta, Hymenoptera, Apidae.
AUGUAUCACCGUUCACUGUCCGUUCAGUUGUACGUACACUUUCGACCAGUUAGCAUCAUUACACGCGACAUGGUCGCCCUCGCAAAUCCGCCGACCAGUUCAUGGGACGAAGACUUGAUGUAUAGUGUCCAGAUAAAUCGUUUGUUGCUGAAAUCAAUCGGACUCUGGCCAAUCUCUCUGUGCGUAACCACGACAGAAAAGAUCAGUUCGAUCAUGCUCACGUUGAUCAGUUCCUUCCUGAUAAGUUUCCUCUUAGUGCCUUGCGCUCUGUGCACCAUUCUCGACAAAACAGGCGACCUCGACACCAAAAUCAAAAUGAUCGGCCCGCUCAGUUUCUGCGUGAUGGCGGCGAUCAAGUAUUACAUUCUAGUCUCUCGCGGUGCCAAGAUUGGCAAAUGCGUCGAGGACAUUGGCGCUGACUGGUAUCGCGCUCACUCACAGCAGCUUGGAGAGGACAGAAGGAUCAUGAGAGAGAACGCAAGGAUAGGGAGAUCCUUGGCAACCUUCUGCGCUGGUUUCAUGUAUUCCGGUGGCUUUUUCUACACCACCGUGAUGCCGCUGUGCAGCAAACACACGGAGAUUAUCGACAACGAGACGGUGAGGUCACAGGCGUUCCCCAUUUACCGCGGCCUCCUCGAUCCACGAACCAGCCCUUCGUUCGAGAUCGUGCAAUUGAUGCAAUGCUUGUCCGGAUUUGUGAUCUACUCGGUGACCGUCGGUGCAUGUAGCCUGACGGCUGUGUUCGUCAUGCACGUCUGCGGACAAUUCGGGAUACUCGUGACAAGAAUUCAGAGGCUGGUCGAUGGCCUAGAAAGAGACAAGGAUCUGGACUCUGGCAAAGAACGAUUAGGUGACAUUGUGGAGCAUCACCUAUAUAUACUAGGUUUUAUAUCCCAGAUCGAGGAGCUUCUUAACGAGAUAUGUUUCGUUGAAGUCGUCGGCUGUACGAUGAAUAUUUGUUUCCUCGGAUAUUACUUGCUCACGGUAAAGAAACUCGCGCUAAGAGACGUUCUAAUACGCCAGAAUUCCAUCUGUCACAUGUCGUUGUCAGAAUGGGAGCAAAGUGAGACCAUAGGGACUCUAACCUAUUGCACGUUGCUCAUAUCUUUCACGUUCAACAUCUUCAUCCUGUGUUACAUCGGUGAAAUUUUAUCCGAACAGUGUAAGAGUAUCAGUCUGUCGGCCUACAUGAUCGAUUGGUACCGUUUGCCCAGAUGCAAAGCGCUCGGUUUGAUACUGAUUUUCGCUGUUUCAAAUAACUCUACGAAAUUAACAGCUGGAAAGCUCAUCGAGUUGUCGCUAGGCAGCUUCUGCAGCGUAAGUGGCAUGAUCUUGCACAUGUUACCUCGUGCAGUAUACAGGAAACUGGUAAUCGGCGACGAAAUUCGAACGAACAAAAUUAUGCUUCUAUUGCAAUUUUCGGCCUCUAUUAUUAUUAACUCUAGUACCACUAGCAUUUUCAGCCUCGCAGCUGUUUUACCUGCUCACACACUUCGUCAGCUGAACGUAGUUAUGAUAUGUAUCACUGAAUUCAUAGAAGGAGAGGAAGACAGAUGA